Messenger RNA from Camellia sinensis, 1368 nucleotides. Its product is annotated as putative NAD(P)H dehydrogenase (quinone) FQR1-like 2. Gene Ontology annotation, cellular component: membrane. The record is from RefSeq and is a predicted model, not a curated record. Lineage: Eukaryota; Viridiplantae; Streptophyta; Magnoliopsida; Ericales; Theaceae. Gene Ontology annotation, molecular function: FMN binding; NAD(P)H dehydrogenase (quinone) activity.
UCUCCUCCAAAGUCUUUGGCCACUAUUGACUGCAAAGCUUGCAUGUGACAUUCUCACACACUUGUGUAGUUCUUAAACAGCUUAUAGCUCUGGUCAACCUUGUUCUAGACAACAAGUUUUGGAACCCCACUUCAGCACCCCAAAUCAGGGUUUUUCAAGACCAAUUUUGAGCCCUUCAACCCAUUUUCUCAUUGGAAGAGAGACCCAAAUUGAUGUGAAUUAAGAGAGCCUCUGUGAAAUUCAGUACUAUUUUCUUUUAUUUUUAUUUUUUUGAGACAGAUCAAAUCUUCGAGAAUCUUCAAGAAAUAGGUGACCUAGUUUAUGGGUAAAGGAGGAGGGUGUGUGCCCAGCAAGAAAAGGUCACCUUUGGAUGCACCUGAUCAUGAUUUACCACACCCAAUAAGGGAUAGUUCAGUUCCAAUUCAAAAUCAAAACCCUAGCUCCAAUGCAAAAGCCCCAGUCCAAGAUGGGGCUUUGCAAUUACAAGCAGCAGUGAAAAGGACCAAGUUGAGAAUAUUCAUUGUGUUCUAUUCAAUGUAUGGCCAUGUGGAAUUUUUGGCAAGGAGCAUGAAGAAAGGGGUUGAUGGAAUUGAUGGGGCUGAAGGGGUUUUGUACCGGGUCCCGGAAACCCUUUCACCAGAGGCUUUAGAACAAAUGAAAGUGCCACCUAAAGGAGGUGAGAUUCCGGUGAUAUCGGUGGAGGAGUUGGUGGAGGCUGAUGGGUUGUUGUUUGGGUUUCCGACGAGGUAUGGAUGUAUGUCUGCCCAAAUGAAGGCCUUUUUCGAUUCCACUGGGAGGUUGUGGGAGGAGCAGAAGCUUGCUGGGGUGCCUGCCGGGUUCUUUGUGAGUACCGGUACACAAGGAGGUGGCCAAGAGACCACAAUUUGGACAGCGAUCACCCAAUUAGCCCACCACGGCAUGCUCUAUGUUCCAAUUGGCUACACCUUUGGAGCUGGAAUGUUUAAAAUGGACUCCAUUAGAGGAGGCUCACCUUAUGGUGCGGGAGUUUUCUCUGGGGAUGGAACCAGAGAACCAAGCGAAACAGAGCUAGCACUUGCAGAACAUCAGGGCAAGUACAUGGCUAUGAUAGUUAAGAGGUUUGCCCCUCAUUCACGUGCUCCAAAUGAUCACGCUGGUAAGUAGCCCCGUCAAACCAGCAUUGAUAGUCCUCCAAAUUAAUUUCUUUGCCACUGUAAUAUAUAUUCAGUGUAUGGUAUUCACAUAUUGGUGUGUCGAUAGAGUUAAAUUUUUAGCUUGGUUUCCUAUUCUCCACAUUUUUCCGAUUCCGGUUCCAUUGUUCAAAAAAUUUGUAUAUGGUGUGCUUGAAUGUAUUAUUCAUAAUGAAAUUGUUGGUUGUGUUCUCUUGUA